Molecule: messenger RNA, 15708 nt
Organism: Varroa destructor (honeybee mite)
Lineage: Eukaryota; Metazoa; Arthropoda; Arachnida; Mesostigmata; Varroidae
Product: dynein heavy chain, cytoplasmic-like
Biological process (GO): microtubule-based movement
Cellular component (GO): axonemal dynein complex
Molecular function (GO): minus-end-directed microtubule motor activity; dynein intermediate chain binding; ATP hydrolysis activity
Source: RefSeq, a predicted model, not a curated record
GCGAGUUCGGCAGUCGGUUUUUGCUGUUUCAUCUACUGAGUACUAUUUAUGUGAAUGGAACAUAAGUAAGACUGGUGCAGGUGGUGUGGAUGGUGGUGGUUUCUUGUGGGUAAUUCUUUGGUGCUGCUGCUGCCAUUAGGCAAAUCAGAACAGGACACCUUGGCCGACCCAGCAGGUGUGACCUGAUGGCCUCCGAAGGGGGCGCGGAGACAAGUCCUCCGCCCGAAGUGUCCCUGGCGGCUAGCCAGGAUGUGGCAAAGUACAUCAAAAAGGUGGUGACGGCAAUGUUCGAUACCGAAUCCGGAGGUGCCUUAGAUCUUGCGCUAAGCGACAGAAAUAAUUUAGAUUCGAUUCAGAAGUUUAUCGCCGAUCCUCAGAUUCGCUCGCUGCUCGUGCAGAGUUCCAGCACUAAAGAUGAGGAGUUGGAUCAACCAGCCUCGGACGUGGGUAUGCCUUCCUACGAAGACGUAAUCUACGUUAUCUCAGAUGAAGUUCACUUCUCCAACCCGAAGGUGAACUCUCUGGUGAUGAUUAAAAAAGGUCUUGUGAUUGAGGCAGAUAAGAAGAUCGCCUUCCAGGUUCGGGUGAUGAACCUAUCUGAUGCGUCGCCGUACGAGACUUUACACAGCUAUAUUGCCGGUGCCGUAGCUCCGUAUUUCAAGAGUUACGUGAGACAAACGGGCCGCGUUGAAAGAGAUGGCGAUAAGAUGGCCCCCAACGUAGAGAAGAAGAUCGCUGAGCUCGAAAUGGGAUUGUUGCAUUUGCAACAAAACAUUGAUAUCCCUGAGAUCUCGCUCGUAGUGCAUCCGACAGUGGCUCAGGUCGUCAAGAAGUACCUUGAGGAAGAAGGUCGAAAAGCUAAUGUUAAUGAUUUUGGCGACAAGGUGGAAGAUUCGACUUUCCUAAAUCAACUGCAGACGGGUGUUAAUCGUUGGAUACGUGAGAUUCAAAAAGUGACCAAGUUAGACAGAGACCCGUCGUCCGGCACAGCCCUUCAAGAGAUAUCAUUUUGGCUUAACCUUGAACGAGCAUUGCUUCGUAUCCAAGAAAAGCGGGAGUUGCAUGAGGUCGCUCUGACACUUGACAUUCUAAAGAAAGGGAAACGUUUUCAUGCUACAGUAUCGUUCGACACCGACACUGGUCUUAAGCAGGCAUUAGCCACCGUAAACGAUUACAAUCCUCUUAUGAAGGAUUUUCCUCUUAAUGAUCUGCUAUCGGCAACGGAGCUGGACAAAAUAAAAAUGGCUCUUCAAAGCAUUUUCACUCAUUUGCGCAAAAUCCGCAACACCAAGUAUCCGAUUCAGCGUGCCCUAAAACUUGUUGAAGCUAUCUCAAGAGAUCUGAUGAACCAGCUACUCAAGGUCUUGGGUACACGUCGGCUGAUGCAUAUUCCUGCUGACGAGUUUGAGAAGGUGAUGACCGCCUGUUUCGAAGUCUUUAACGCCUGGGACGAAGAAUACGAGAAGCUUAAUGGGCUACUUCGGGAUCUCGUCAAAAAGAAGCGCGACGAAACAUAUAAAAUGGUGUGGAGAUUAUGCCCUGCCCAUAAGUUGCUACAAUCCCGUAUGGAGCAGAUGCGCAAAUUCCGCCGACAACACGAACAGCUCCGGUCGGUGAUCAUUCGAGUGCUGCGUCCUCAGGCAGCUCCGAUAGCGGAGACAACUGCUCCAAUCACUCAAUUGACGACCCAGCUCGAUUCCCUGGAACUAGCUUCUGAUGUGAAUGCUAUCGAGGAAGUGAAUCUGGCCUAUGAGAACGUGAAGGAGGUCGACGGCCUGGACAUUAGUAAAGAGGGCAGUGAGGCCUGGGAUGCCGCGUGCAAGCGGUAUGAGGAACGCAUUGAUCGUGUAGAAACCCGAAUCACAGCGAAGCUAAGAGAUCAGCUUGGCACAGCCAAGAACGCCAAUGAAAUGUUCCGUAUCUUCUCGCGGUUUAACGCCCUAUUUGUACGGCCUCACAUCCGCGGUGCAAUUCGUGAGUACCAGACGCAGCUGAUUCAAAGGGUAAAAGAUGAUAUUGAAGCCCUACAUUCCAAGUUUAAAGUUCAGUAUCCUAUUUCGAAGGCGUGUCGCAUGUCAAAAGGGAGAGAUUUACCACCCGUAUCUGGGUCAAUCAUCUGGGCAAAACAGAUUGAUCGACAGCUUUCGGUUUACAUGAAGCGAGUCGAAGACGUUCUCGGCAAAGGUUGGGAGAAUCAUGUUGAAGGUCAGAAACUUAAAGGUGAUGCAGAAAGCUUUCGUUUAAAGCUCAACACACAAGGCAUCUUUGAUGAGUGGGUUCGUAAUGUACAAGACCAUCAGCUUGGAGUGGCUGGUCGAAUUUUUUCCGUAGACUCACAGAGAACCCGUACGAGGACUAUACAACGAAUUCGGGUGCGCUUUUCCACUGAAGUGAUAACUCUUGCCAAAGAAACCAGAAAUCUCAAAGCGAUGGGUUUUCGCGUACCGUUAGCUAUCGUAAACAAAGCGCAUCAGGCUAACCAGCUGUAUCCGUUUGCCAUUUCUUUGAUUGAGAGUAUGCGCACUUAUGAAAAGACAUGUGAAAAAAUCGAGGAACGACCAAACAUCAGCCUUCUAAUUGCUGGACUUAAGAAGGACGUCCAGAAUUUGAUCAUGGAGGGUGCCUCACUUAUCUGGGAGUCAUACAAACUGGAUCCAUACGUACAAAAGCUGGCUGAAAUUAUUUUCAUGUUUCAAGAAAAGGUGGACGACUUGCUCGUCGUUGAUGAAUGUGUAGAUGCUGAAGUGAAAGCGCUGGAGACUAGCCCGUACAGUCAGCAAAAUUUUGCGGAUAUCCUAGCAAAAAUUCAGAAGAGUGUGGAUGACCUCUCGUUGAAACAAUAUUCCAAUCUGGCCUUGUGGGUUAGUCGGCUAGACGAGGAGGUCGAAGGUCGCUUGGCUAAACGGCUCGGCGAAGGAAUCAAAGCCUGGACAGAGGCCUUGGAAGGCAAGAAAGAAGACGACAACGUCGAGCAAGACGCGCUUCGGGAUAGCACCCCGACGAUAGAGACUGCUCCAGACUUCCCGGGAACGUGCAAGCUGGGAGGUGAGCCCAAAAUCCAGACGCUGAUGCACGAAAUCCGUAUUCUUAAUCAGAUCAUGUACGUAUCACCCUCAAUUGAGGAGAGCCGUUGUAAGCUAUUGGAGCAAUUUUUCAUCUGGGAGAACAUUGUACUUGGCCAGAACCGCAUUCAAUCUAGCCGAUACCAGGUCGGGCUCGAGCAGGUGCCUCAGUCGGCUACAACGUACAAGAAUAUCUUCACGAAAAUACCUGACGGUGCCGUUGUUAUGGAGUCUGCCUAUCUAGCAAUCGAGGCGACUGUGAAACAGAUGCGCGACUAUGUUGACGAAUGGUUACGGUACCAGUCACUAUGGGAUCUUCAGCCAGAACAGCUGUAUCAUCGGCUGGGGGAAGACAUUGGCCUUUGGAUGAACACCCUUGUAGAAAUCCGCAAGUCGCGUUCAACUUUUGAUACUUCGGAGACGCGAAAAGACAUCGGACCCAUAACUGUUGACUAUGCGAAGGUACAGAGCAAAGUGAGUCUGAAAUACGAUUCAUGGCAUAAGGAAGUCUUGGGCCGUUUUGGUACUCUGCUCGGUAAUGAGAUGCUCUCCUUUCAUACGACUAUUUCAAAAUCGCGUAACGAGCUCGAACAGCAGUCCAUCGAUACAGCGUCGACUUCGGAUGCUGUUCAGUUUAUCACGUACGUUCAGAGCCUCAAGCGAAAGAUGAAGCCGUGGGAGAAGCAAGUCGAGCUGUACAAAGAGGGUCAACGUAUUCUAGAGAGACAGCGUUUUCAAUUCCCCAAUAACUGGCUUCACGUUGACAAUGUAGAAGGCGAGUGGGGUGCGUUCAAUGAGAUGAUUCGUCGAAAGGAUGCAGCCAUUUCGACGCAGGUAGCAUCGCUGCAGAUGAAAGUUGUUCAGGAGGACAAGGCCGUUGAGGCACGUACCAACGAGUGUCUAUCAGAGUGGGACCGCUGCAAACCCGUUCAAGGGUCACUGAAGCCACAGGAUGCUAUGCAACAGCUUGCACUUUUCGAGAGUAAGCUCGGCCGGCUUCGCGAGGACCGUGACAACCUGCAUAAAGCCAAGGAGGCGCUUGAGCUUGAGUUGCAAACCGGAAGUGACGAACGCGUACAAGUUGCAUUCGAAGAACUGCGUGACCUCAAAGGCGUCUGGGGCGAACUUGCUAAGAUUUGGGAACAGAUCGACCAAAUGAAGGAGCAGCCGUGGCUGUCUGUGCAUGCUAGAAAGCUUCGUCAAGCUUUAGAUGGCCUGCUCAACCAGCUCAAAGAGCUACCAGCUCGCCUACGGCAAUAUGCCUCGUACGAUUAUGUUAAGCGCACGAUUCAGGCUUACACAAAAGUCAAUAUGUUGGUUGUGGAACUAAAGAGCGACGCAUUGAAGGAACGUCACUGGAAGACGCUAAUGAGGCAGCUCAAGGUGAACUGGGUGCUUUCGGAGCUGACGCUGGGACAGGUGUGGGAUAUUGAUCUUCAGGCAAAUGAAGGUAUUAUCCGAGAUGUAAUUCUUGUUGCCCAGGGAGAAAUGGCCCUUGAGGAGUUUCUCAAGCAGGUUCGUGAGGCGUGGCAGACCUACGAGUUAGAUCUGAUCACUUAUCAAAACAAGUGCAAAUUAAUACGUGGCUGGGAUGACCUGUUCAACAAGGUUAAGGAGCACAUUAACUCAGUGGCUGCAAUGAAGCUGUCACCUUACUACAAGGAGUUUGAAGAAGAGGCCUUAUCAUGGGAAGAAAAAUUAAACCGAAUUAAUGCAAUCUUCGACGUAUGGAUUGAUGUCCAACGACGAUGGGUUUACCUGGAAGGCAUCUUCAGUGGCAGUGCUGAUAUUCAAACUUUAUUGCCUAUGGAGACUUCGCGAUUCCAGAGCAUCUCCAGCGAGUUCCUAACGCUCAUGAAGAAGGUAUCCAAAUCUCCACUUGUGAUGGACGUGCUCAAUAUUCAGGGCGUGCAGCGCUCACUGGAACGGCUGGCGGAUCUCUUGGGCAAAAUCCAAAAAGCUCUCGGAGAGUAUCUUGAACGUGAAAGGUCUUCAUUUCCACGAUUUUAUUUUGUCGGAGACGAAGACCUGCUUGAAAUCAUUGGCAAUUCGAAGAACAUUCCUAGAUUGCAGAAGCAUUUCAAAAAGAUGUUCGCUGGAGUGUCCUCAAUUAUUCUGAAUGAGGACAACACAGUGGUUCUCGGUCUAUCGUCUAAAGAAGCCGAGGAAGUACGCUUCGUAACGCCGGUCUCCAUCGCUGAGCAUCCGAAGAUUAACGAAUGGCUCACCAUGGUUGAACAAGAAAUGAGGUUCACACUUGCGAAAAUGUUGGCCAAGGCUGUAGCAACCAUUGCUCCAUUCAGAGAGGGUAAUAUUGAUCAGGCGGCAUUCAUGUGCUGGUGCGAUGACUACCAAGCUCAAAUCGUCGGUCUUGCUGCUCAGAUUUCUUGGUCCGAAGACGUCGAGCAGGCGCUACAAGCCAUACAGAAUAAUGGCAAUCGAAAUUUGGCGCCACUUCAGAAAGUGCUAGACAGCGUUCAGCGAACAUUAGGUGUUUUAGCCGAUUCUGUUCUCCAGGAACAACCACCACUCCGUCGUAAAAAGCUCGAACAUUUAAUAACCGAGUUUGUACACAAGAGGGAUGUGACACGUCGGAUGAUCAAGAGCGGCGUCGAUUCUCCGAAGGACUUCCAAUGGCUUUCACAGAUGCGUUUCUAUUUCGAUCCGAAACAGAGCAAUGUGUUGGAGCAACUUUCCAUUAAUAUGGCUAAUGCUAAGUUUAACUACGGUUUCGAAUACCUAGGCGUACAGGAGAAACUUGUCCAGACUCCGCUUACAGAUCGUUGUUAUUUGACAAUGACGCAGGCGCUGGAAUCUCGCUUGGGCGGGUCUCCGUUCGGUCCAGCCGGUACUGGAAAAACCGAGUCAGUUAAAGCUCUUGGCAAUCAAUUAGGUCGUUUCGUCCUCGUAUUUAACUGUGACGAAACUUUCGACUUCCAGGCAAUGGGCCGCAUCUUUGUUGGUCUAUGUCAGGUCGGUGCGUGGGGAUGUUUCGAUGAGUUCAACCGACUUGAGGAACGAAUGUUGUCGGCUGUUUCACAGCAGAUCCAAAUGAUUCAAGAGACGUUGCGUAGCCGCCUAAACAGCCCCGACUGCCGAGACACCCAUCAGGUGGAGCUUCUUGGCAAGCAAGUAAAGGUAUCGACGGACAUGGCAAUCUUCAUUACUAUGAAUCCUGGCUAUGCGGGUCGUUCGAAUCUUCCUGACAAUCUAAAGAAGCUAUUCCGUUCACUUGCGAUGACGAAGCCUGAUCGACAGUUAAUUGCACAGGUGAUGCUCUUCUCACAAGGUUUCCGUUCAGCCGAGAAGCUGGCCAGCAAAAUUGUGCCCUUUUUCAAGCUCUGCGAUGAACAAUUAUCAAAUCAAAGCCAUUACGAUUUCGGGCUUCGUGCUCUUAAGAGUGUGCUAGUAAGCGCAGGCAACAUUAAACGCGACCGGAUCCAACGUAUCAAGGAUGCCAAAAAGAGCUCCGGUGAGGAAGUAGAAGAGAGCAAAAUUGCUGAAAAACUUCCAGAGCAAGAAAUCCUCAUACAGUCUGUGUGCGAAACUAUGGAGCCUAAACUUGUAGCCGAAGAUAUACCAUUGCUGAAAUCACUCAUGAGCGACGUGUUUCCUGGCGUCGACUACCAUGGAGCCGAAAUGACAGAGCUGAAAGGGCAUAUUCACGAGGUGUGCCGUCAAAUGUAUCUCGUGUCUGGCGAAGGAGACGCAAUGGGCGGAGCUUGGAUGGAAAAAGUGCUUCAACUUUACCAGAUCUCCAACCUCAAUCAUGGCCUAAUGAUGGUAGGCCCUUCAGGUAGUGGCAAGUCGGUAGCAUGGAAGGUGCUCCUCAAAGCGCUUGAGCGCUAUGAGGGCACCGAAGGUGUUGCUCAUCUCAUCGAUCCAAAGGCAAUUUCAAAAGAGGCACUGUACGGCGUCCUCGAUCCGAAUACGCGUGAAUGGACAGACGGUUUGUUCACUCAUAUUUUACGUAAAAUUAUUGACAACGUCCGUGGAGAGAUUAGCAAGCGACAGUGGAUUAUUUUUGACGGCGAUGUUGAUCCAGAAUGGGUAGAGAAUCUAAACUCGGUUCUUGACGAUAACAAACUGUUGACGCUACCAAACGGAGAACGUCUUUCAAUACCACCUAACGUGCGUAUUAUGUUUGAAGUACAGGACCUGAAAUACGCUACACUCGCUACCGUCUCACGUUGCGGUAUGAUUUGGUUCUCCGAGGACGUCUUGUCAACUCAGAUGAUUUUCCAAAACUACUUCAAUCGACUUCGCGCGAUUCCGCUCGAAGAGGAUGAGGAUACCAAAACCGCACGUACGAAGAACAAAGACGAAGCUGACUCAGCUUCACCUAUAAUUACCCUGCAAAAUGAUGUUGCAACCAUUCUACAGCCACACUUCGCUGAAAGCGAUCUGGUGAUAAAGGCAAUGGAGUUCGCCAAAGAUCACCUCGAUCACAUCAUGGAUUUCACAAGGUUGCGUGCUCUGUCCUCACUUUUUUCGAUGCUAAAUCAGGCCGUGAGAAACGUGAUUCAAUACAAUUCAAGCCAUCCCGAUUUCCCUAUGCAGCAGGAUGCCCUCGAAAAGUACAUGACAAAAAGCCUUGUCUAUGGGUUGUUGUGGAGCUUCAGUGGAGAUGGCAAGUUGAAAGCACGCACUGAUCUUGGCGACUACCUACGCUCGGUAACAACGAUACCGCUGCCGCCUACGAGCCAGGCUAUUAUCGACUUUGAGGUGUCUAUUCAAACGUGCGAAUGGACUUCGUGGGCGGCCAAAGUUCCACAGAUUGAGGUGGAGACGCACAAGGUCGCCGCUCCCGAUGUGGUUAUUCCCACCAUGGACACGGUGCGUCAUGAGAGCCUACUAUAUACCUGGCUGGCGGAACACAAACCACUUGUACUCUGUGGACCGCCAGGCUCCGGCAAGACUAUGACGCUUUUCUCAGCCCUACGCUGUCUGCCCGACAUGGAGGUGGUCGGCCUCAAUUUUUCCUCAGCCACUACCCCCGAGCUGUUGCUCAAGACAUUUGAUCACUACUGCGAGUAUAAGAAAACACCAAACGGCAUGAUCCUCAGUCCAAUUCAAAUUGGCAAGUGGCUUGUUCUCUUCUGUGACGAGAUCAAUCUUCCCGAUCAGGACAAAUACGGCACAAUGCGAGUUAUUUCUUUCCUGCGCCAGAUGGUGGAGCAUGGUGGAUUCUACAGGACAGUCGACCAGGUGUGGGUGAAGCUGGACCGAAUCCAGUUCGUGGGCGCAUGUAAUCCUCCCACUGAUCCGGGACGGAAACCUUUAUCGCAUCGAUUCCUGCGGCAUGUGCCCAUCGUCUACGUCGACUAUCCUGGGGAGACGUCGCUAAAGCAGAUUUAUGGUACGUUCAAUCGGGCGAUGCUUCGCAUGGUGCCAGCACUCAAAUCGUACUCAGAGCCACUCACGUCGGCGAUGGUCGAAUUUUACCUCAAAUCCCAGGAGCGAUUCACGCAGGACAUGCAGCCACAUUACGUGUAUUCGCCACGAGAGCUUACCCGGUGGGUUCGGGGUAUCUGCGAGGCUGUGCGUCCUCUUGAGACGCUCUCGGUCGAAGGUCUUGUACGACUGUGGGCACAUGAGGGUCUGCGGCUCUUCCAGGACCGUCUAGUGGAGGAUCAAGAACGCCAAUGGACGGACGAGAACAUUGACUUAGUUGCCCUUCGACAUUUUCCAAACAUCCACCGUGAAGAGGCACUUGGUCGGCCUAUUCUCUAUUCAAAUUGGCUGUCGAAAGACUACGUUCCGAUUAAGCGAGAAGAGUUGCGCGACUAUGUUCGAGCCCGACUCAAGGUGUUCUACGAAGAGGAACUCGACGUACAACUGGUUCUCUUUAAUGAGGUGCUUGACCACGUGCUUCGCAUUGAUCGAAUCUUCCGUCAGCCACAAGGCCACUUGUUGUUGAUUGGGGUGUCAGGUGCAGGAAAAACGACACUGUCACGUUUUGUGGCCUGGAUGAACGGUCUCAAGGUCUUCCAAAUUAAGGUCCACAACCGCUAUACAGCAGCGGACUUUGAUGAAGAUCUACGUAACGUGCUGCGUAGGGCUGGUUGUAAGGGUGAGAAAAUUGCGUUCAUCCUGGAUGAGGGGAACGUACUCGACUCGUCGUUCCUCGAAAGGAUGAAUACUCUCCUAGCCAACGGAGAGGUACCAGGUCUAUUUGAAGGCGAUGAAUACACGACCCUAAUGACUCAAUGCAAGGAGGGAUCUCAACGGGAAGGACUUAUGCUCGACUCUAACGAAGAGCUCUACAAAUGGUUUACAGGCCAAGUAAUGCGAAAUCUGCACGUGGUGUUCACGAUGAACCCUUCAGUAAACGGUCUGAAAGACAGAGCUGCAACGUCACCUGCAUUGUUUAAUCGAUGUGUGCUCAACUGGUUCGGUGACUGGUCUGAUGAAGCGUUGUACCAAGUCGGACUCGAGUUUACUCGAAGACUCGACAUUGAUCGCAUUGAGUACCGCCAGCCGGACUACUUUCCAGUUGUGGUAUCAAGCUUGGAGACACCUUUGAACUACCGACAAGCCAUUGUCAACGCAUUUGUCUAUGUGCACCAGACACUCCACAAAGCGUCAGUUCGUUUGGCUAAACGUGGCGGGCGGCAAACCACUAUUACGCCUCGGCACUAUCUUGACUUCAUUUCGCAUUACGUCAAACUUUACAAUGAGAAACGAUCGGAGCUCGAAGACGAGCAACUCCACCUCAACAUUGGCCUGCAGAAAAUCCGAGAGACCGUCGAUCAGGUCGAAGAAAUGCAAAAGUCAUUAGCGCUUAAGUCACGUGAACUCGAGGAGAAGAACACCGCAGCUAACGCCAAACUAAAGGAGAUGCUAUCAGGACAACAGGAGGCAGAAAAGAAGAAGGUGGAAAGUCAACGUAUUCAGCAUUCGCUACGUGAACAAGAAGCGAUCAUUGCUGAGAAACGCAAGAGUGUUAUGGAAGACCUGUCUAAGGUGGAACCCGCCGUGGAAGAAGCACAAACAGCUGUGAAGUCAAUCAAGAAGCAGAAUCUGGUUGAAAUCCGUUCAAUGGCGAACCCUCCACCACCCGUCAAGAUGACCCUUGAGGCUAUCUGCCUUCUGCUCGGUGAGAAUGCUCCGGACUGGAAGGCCAUUCGCGGUGUCAUCAUCAGAGACAACUUUAUCUCCACUAUUAUCAACUACAACGCCGAGGCUAUAUCGGAUGAUAUUCGGGACAAGAUGAAGCAAAAGUACCUAGACAAUCCCGAUUUCAACUAUGAGAAGAUUAAUCGUGCCUCCGUCGCUUGUGGACCGAUGGUCAAAUGGGCAAUUGCCCAGUGCAAUUACGCCGACAUGUUAAAAAGAGUCGAGCCCCUCCGCAACGAACUGUCCAGUCUGGAAGCGUCAGCCAACAAGAACAAGGAGGAGGCCAAUGAGAUGAACCGUGUCAUUGAUGACCUUGAACGUAGUAUUGCAUCCUACAAGGAAGAGUAUGCCAACCUGGUAAGCGAGGCCCAGAGCAUCAAGAGUGAUCUGGCCAAUGUUCAAGCCAAGGUGGACCGCUCCAUUAAUCUCCUCAGAUCUCUCGGCGGUGAGAAGGAUCGCUGGGAGCUUACGAGUGAAACUUUCAAGAAUCAGAUGGCUACCAUCUCUGGUGACGUGCUAUUGGGAUCAGCAUUUCUCGCAUAUGCAGGCUAUUUCGACCAGUCAUACAGGCAGAACCUUUUUAAUAACUGGUGCACUCACCUUCAUCAGGCUGCCAUCAGCUUUCGUCUGGAUAUUGCUCGAACUGAAUAUCUGUCAACGGCCGACGAACGGCUAAGGUGGCAGGCGAAUUCUCUUCCGUCGGAUGACCUCUGCACCGAAAACGCCAUUAUGCUGAAGAGGUUCAAUCGGUAUCCGCUUAUUAUUGACCCGUCUGGCCAAGCGACAGAGUACAUUAUGCAAGAGUUCAAAGAUAAGAAAAUCACGAAGACGUCGUUCCUAGACGAUUCGUUCAGAAAGAACCUCGAAUCCGCCCUCCGUUUUGGCAAUCCACUUUUAGUACAGGACGUCGAGAGCUACGACCCGAUUCUUAACCCGGUUCUCAAUCGAGAAGUACGCAAGACCGGCGGCCGGGUCCUGAUCACGCUAGGUGACCAGGACAUUGAUUUAUCACCCACGUUCUCGAUUUUCUUGUCAACAAGGGACCCGACUGUCGAAUUCCCACCGGAUCUCUGUUCCCGAGUGACAUUUGUCAACUUCACUGUGACACGAAGCUCGUUGCAAAGCCAGUGUCUAAACCAAGUUUUGCGUUCCGAGCGGCCAGAUAUAGACGAAAAACGAACGGAUCUGCUUAAACUGCAAGGAGAGUUCCAGGUGCGGCUACGUCAGCUAGAGAAAUCGCUGUUGCAAGCGCUUAACGACUCCAAGGGUCGCAUUCUGGAUGACGAUAGCGUUAUCUCUACCCUUGAAAAGCUGAAGACCGAGGCUGCUGAAAUUUCAAGAAAAGUAGAGGAGACGGACAAGGUUAUCGCCGAAGUAGACUCGGUGUCGCAGCAGUACAUGCCAUUGGCCACCGCUUGCUCAUCAAUCUACUUUACUUUAGAAGGCCUGAAUCAGGCUCACUUCCUAUAUCAGUACUCUCUGCACUUUUUCCUUGAGAUGUACAAUGAUGUACUCACCAAUAACGCACACCUUCAGGGCAUGACCGACCCAACGCAACGAUUGGGUGUAAUUAGCAAGGAUUUAUUCCAAACCGUGUUUAACAGGGUUACCCGCGGUAUGUUACAUCACGACCACCUAGCAUUCGCUAUUCUACUGUGUAAGAUUCACCUUAAAGGCUUCUCCAAUGAGACGCACUUCGAAGCGCUUUUCAAUCACUUCCUCCGGGGACGUGAAGGAAUGCUCGGCAAACACUCGGUGCGAUUCGAUUCUUUUACUCCAGAGCAACUGGAGGCCGCGUCAGCGCUCGUUAGAUUAAGCUACUUUACCCACAUGGAGAAACAUCUGAGCGAAAACAAAAAGGCCGUAGAAAACUGGCUUACCCUUGAACAUCCCGAAACACAGGUGCCACCUGUAUGGGAUGAAAAGGGUGUAUCCCGCAUCGACGAGCACAUGUUGCAGUUACUACUGAUUCAAGCCGUGCGACCUGACCGUGUAAUUGCGAAAGCUCACCAGGUAGUCAAUGCGAUCAUGGGUGAGGAUUUUAUGGCUUCAGCCUACAUCGAACUCGAUCUCGUCAACAUCGUACAAAAUGAAGUCAAGGCUAAUACCCCUAUCCUCAUGUGCUCUGUACCUGGAUACGACGCGUCCGGUCGAGUAGAUGACUUGGCGGCCGAAAUGAACAUGCAGCUUUCGUCGAUCGCCAUGGGAUCUGCUGAAGGUUUUUCCCAAGCCGAAAAAGCGAUCAACGCCGCCUCAAAGAACGGCCGUUGGGUGAUGCUGAAGAAUGUCCAUCUGGCUCCGGCCUGGCUUGUCCAGCUCGAAAAGAAGCUCCAUUCGUUGCAAGCUCAUCUAGGGUUCCGGUUGUUCCUUACACUCGAGAUACAUCCGAAGGUACCGGUCAAUCUCUUGCGAGCUGGCCGCUGCUUCGUGUUCGAACCGCCACCGGGAAUCCGCUCGAAUCUCUUGCGAACUUUCUCAACGGUACCAGCACAGCGCAUGAUGAAAACACCGAGUGAACGUGCUAGAAUUUACUUCCUUCUAGCCUGGUUUCACGCCAUCGUACAGGAAAGGUUGCGGUACUCACCCCUUGGCUGGUCGAAGCAUUAUGAGUUCAACGAAAGUGACCUGCGGGUCGCGUGUGACACGCUUGACACAUGGAUCGAGAGUGCUAGCAUGAGUCGAACGAAUCUCCCACCAGAAAAAGUGCCUUGGACGGCACUGCGUACGUUGUUCGGUCAGUGUAUCUAUGGGGGCAAGAUCGAUAACGAAUUCGAUCAGCGAUUGCUCAACUCCUUCCUAGCCCACCUGUUCACGGAGAAGAGUUUCGAGCCUGAUUUUAUGCUAGUGGACGCCGGUCAGGGAUCUGCUGGUAUUCACAUGCCCGAGGGUAUUCGACGCGACCAGUUCUUACAUUGGGUCGAACAGCUGACUGACCUGCAGCAGCCGUCGUGGCUUGGUCUGCCCAACAAUGCAGAGAAGGUGCUCCUCACCAAUAGAGGCAGCGACCUCUUGGCCAAACUUCUGCGAAUGCAACUAUUAGAAGACGACGAUGAUGAGGUCGUUUACACUGAAGAGGCCAGUCAACAAGGCGACACGAAAAUCAAGAAGCGCGGAGCGCUAGAUUCGUCAGCAACCCCGGCAUGGAUGCUGACUUUACAACGUUCUGCUAUGGAAUGGCUGAAGCUGGUGCCUCAGUCCCUGCAGACACUUAAGAGGACUAAGCAGAACAUCCGCGACCCGCUGUAUCGCUACUUCGAGCGCGAAGUUAACGUGGGCUCACAGUUACUGAGCCUUAUUCGACGCGAUCUGGUCGAUAUCGUUCAGAUUUGUCAGGGUGAAAAGAAGCAGACCAACUUGCAUCGUCAGAUGAUAUCCGAAUUAGCUAAGAGUUGUGUCCCGUCUCAUUGGAAGGGUCGAUACACAGCGCCACCCGGAUGCACCGCCACGCAGUGGAUUACAGAUUUCAACGAACGUGUCAAACAGUUGGCCCGAGUAUCGAAGGCGUGUACGCAGGGUGGACUUGCUGCUCUCAAGACACUUGUCGUGUGGCUUGGCGGUCUGUUCAACCCUGAAGCAUACAUCACGGCUACUCGGCAAUACGUAGCACAAGCUAAUGGUUGGUCGCUGGAAGAACUAUCCCUGGCAGUAGCAAUCAGGCCAUCCGCUGAAACCAGUCCGGAAUUGGAUGAAUGCAGCUUUGCAAUAUCUUCCCUUAAAUUACAGGGCGCCGAGUGUACAAACGCCUCCAAACUUACGCUUUCCGCAAAUAUCCUCUCCGAGCUCCAGCUUACUGUGCUUACCUGGAUAAAAGCUACUGGUGAUGAAAAUAAAUCAGCAGCAGUCGUCACCUUGCCAGUGUACCUAAACUCGUCAAGAACAGAGCUUUUGUUCACGGUUGACCUAGAAGCCACGGACGUCAAGCAGGCGUCGUGUUUCUACGAAAGGGGUGUCGCUAUCCUUUGUAGCUACAGCCUUGGCUAGCUAGCACCCCUGUCAAGAUCACUGUAGGUCUUGACAACACAAACAUAUGUCUGUACUGAAGGCUUGAAAUGGAAAAAAUGCUCACAAAGCCAAGAACGAGACACACAUAGUUGACUUGUUGAAGUCACGCUAACAAACGGUUAACCCAUUGGCCAAUCAGUAGUCACCGUUAAAGUUUCCCCCAACACCGCUUUCACCAAUUUGCCCAACAACCUGAAAGGGGUCUAUUAAUCCUUAUAAAUUAAAGGUUUUAGGUUAGCGAAAGAAAUCGUUAUAUCAACGAACGCAUGCACUUUUCUGAGAGUGUCUUUAACGAUUCGGAAUGAUGAAAAAAUGAAGUUCGUAAGUAUCCAGAUAUACCAUAAUAAUUAAAUAGAUAAUUAUUAAUUAUAACUUCAACUCUCUCGAUAUCUCGAAAGGAACGCACCGCCCUCUAGUGAGGAAAUUAUUCCUAUAAAAAAUGAUGACAGAGUAUUGCUACAGACGAUCUGAUUAACUCGUCCGAUCUAGAAAAACUACGAACAUUGAUGAUUAUCGUUUAGGAGUAAUGAAAAAAACUCAUUGACAUAGCGUCAUUGACAAUGACAUGAUAUGGUAGCCUGCAUUGACGAUAAAAGGGAAAAUACAAGUAGUGGCCUGAUUCAACAUUAUUCGUGUCUACUUCUGCAAUGCAAAUGAAUAUAAUGAGAAGAAAAUCAAUGAAAUUUGUCGAUGUAUCAAAGUAGGCAGGAUGGUGCAAUUGGACGAGAACAGAUUUGGCCUCACACUGCGAGCGGACUUGACCCUACGCUUUCUACGAUACGUCAUACACGAUAAAAAUUCCAACUGAUAUAAACACUAAUAAUAUAUACAUAAAAAACAUGCAAAUGCAGCAUAAAGAAAAGGGGGUGGUACCCGAACUAAGUGAAUAUGGGAUAGGUCGCUGUCGAAAAUGUAAGCUUUUCGUAACUUAAUGCUGGUGUUGGGUAUAUAUAUAUAUAUAUAAUGUGCGUGUACAUGUGUGAAUGUGUUGCUCUUGAGUAAUAUUGUAGCGUACCGCCGUGUCGCGGUCAGGCGUGGAUGUGAUGGUGACUGAUGUAGCCAGCACCAGUUGCUAACAAAGAUUCCGCAUGCGGCAAGUAUUUUCGUUCCUGUUGUUCUUCUUGUUCACGCUGCAGUUUACUGCAGAAAGAGCACAACUCGACUGUUGCCUUGACUAAAUCUCAAUUAAACUAUUUAAUAUAUAUAAACACAAACAAGGAAAGGAAAAUAUAAAAUAGUGAAUAAAGCAAAGAAUCAAAGGACGUAACAUAACAAGGAUAGAUGUAAGGAGACCUUGGGGAGAAGGGACUUGCUUUAUAUAUACAUAUAUGUAUACCCUAGGACUUCUCUAAUAAUGAAUAUAAAAAACGUACUUCUAAUGAGUAAUGACAACGUAACGUAUAGUGGUGGUGCUAUGUUGGCUAUUACGGUAACGUGGUACGUGUGUCUCGGUAAUGACCAUGAGUUAGCGAUGAUAUUCUAUAAAAGAACUGAGCAAAUAAAGCAGCAGCCUAUUUAUGACGCC